AUGAAUGAACUUGAUGAAUCUUUGGAUAGUUUGGAAGAAAAAAGAAACUAUCAUAUUGAACAGCUGAAAUUAGUUGAAGAUCAAUUAACCAUUAGUGAUAAUGAAAAUAAUAAUAUAUUAAUGAAAUUAAGAGAUGAUCUCAUUGAGAUAAUAAAUUUGACCAAUGACUUGAUUAAAUAUAAGUCUAGUGUAGAAUUAAAUAAAUCAACAAAUAUAUCUGCAAUAGUGCCUACAAAUAAUGAAAAUACAAAUGAGGUUGCAAAAACUGAGAUACAUUCAAAUUUACCAUUAACUAAAUCCAUUAAAUUAGAAGAUUCUUUUAACCAUAUCUUACCAUCUAUAAUAGAUGUUAAUGGGAAGUCUUUUAAUAUAGGUAGAACUGUAGAGUUAAAUUCGACAGAUAAUUAUAGAAAAUAUGCAAAAAUUGAAUCAGAAUCGGGGACAGGUUAUAAAGUAUGCUUAUUUGGUAGUAAUAAAACUAUUGAAAUAUCUAAGGGGAAAGUCCACUUAUUACCUGAAUUGACCAAUUUAAAGAAAGAUGAUGAUGCAGAAGCACUAUAUAGUUAUGAUGGAUGUUGGUAUGCUUGUAAAAUUAAAGAUGUAAGACAAAAUGGAUAUCUUAUUGAAUAUUCUGGAUAUGAAGAAGAUGAUAUAAUUCCAUUUGAUAGAAUCCGUAUACCAAGGAGAUCUGAUAAAGUACUUGAUAAUGAAUCUAAAAUCCCAAAUAUAAUUACUCCAGCUGGAUAUAAAGUCCCAGAGAAUUUGAUCAUUAAACCUACUGACUCAGAAAAAGUGAAAUUUGAUAAAAGAAGAAAAAUGUCCGCAAUUAAGAAGCAACAACGUAGUGACUUCAUUGAAUCUCGUGCCAUUAAAAGACAAGACUCAUGGAAAAAACACAUAAAUUCUGUUAACAAGGUACCAAUAUUUAAUAAGAUAUUAUCAAAUUAUAAAUAA
Messenger RNA from Cryptosporidium muris RN66, 954 nucleotides. RefSeq lists its product as uncharacterized. The transcript has a single exon. The record is from RefSeq and is a predicted model, not a curated record. The coding region runs from base 1 to 954 and encodes 317 amino acids. Lineage: Eukaryota; Apicomplexa; Conoidasida; Eucoccidiorida; Cryptosporidiidae.